This is a messenger RNA of Dovyalis caffra, 2427 nucleotides long. The record is from the annotation of a GenBank genome assembly. NCBI's taxonomy places the organism in Eukaryota, Viridiplantae, Streptophyta, Magnoliopsida, Malpighiales, Salicaceae.
AUGCAGCGGAACUCUAGUCCGAAUGAGGAUUGGGAAGCAGCAAGCCAGCCAUCUGAGCCAACCAGUUGUACAUUACCUGGUAGCGUGUCUGCUUGCCCUCUGAUUCCAUUCCUAGUACGAACUUUUGUUGCAAUAGUUCUUGGCAACUACCUGCCAUGUCUUGCAGUCGUCCCAACUUCUGCGCUUCUUGUGUAUCAGAACUUUCAUGGAACUAAGGAAAGGAUUAAGAAGAUGUUCGAUAAGAUUGAACUGUCAGUUUCUUCAUAUGACACUGCUUGGGUAGCAAUGGUCCCAUCUCCAAAUUGUCCAGAAACUCCUUGUUUUCCAGAGUGCACAAAGUGGAUUUUGGAUAAUCAACUCGGUGAUGGCUCUUGGAGUCUUCCUCAUCGCCAUCCAUUAUUAGUUAAGGAUGCUGUUUCAUCUACAUUAGCGUGCAUCCUUGCAUUGAAGCGUUGGGGUAUUGGUGAAGAGCAAAUGAAUAAAGGCUUUCGAUUUAUUGAGUUGAAUUCCGCUUCAGUUACCGACAAGGAACAACAUACACCAUUUGGUUUUGAUAUAAUAUUUCCUGGUAUGCUUGAAUAUGCCAAAGAUUUGGACUUGAACCUCCCUUUGAAUUCAACAGAUAUAGAUGCCAUGCUCCACAGGAGGGAUUUGGAGCUUAGAAGUGGCUAUGGCAAGAACUUGGAGGGAAGGAGAGCUUACUUGGCAUAUGUUUCAGAAGGAAUUGGAAAAUUACAGGAUUGGGAAAUGGUAAUGAAAUAUCAAAGAAAGAAUGGCUCACUGUUCAAUUCACCAUCCACCUCAGCAGCUGCUUUUAUUCAUAUUCAAGAUGAUGAGUGUCUCCAUUAUAUUCGCUCACUCUUACAGAAGUUUGGGAAUGCAGUUCCAACCAUUUAUCCAUUGGAUAUAUAUGCUCGUCUUUCUUUGGUUGAUACUCUUGAAAGGCUGGGAAUCGAUCGGCAUUUCAGGAAGGAAAUAAAAAUUGUGCUUGAUGAAACAUAUCGAUGCUGGUUGCAGGGGGCGGAAGAGAUAUUUCUUGAUAUUGCCACUUGUGCAAUGACAUUUCGGAUAUUACGUUUGAACGGAUAUGAGGUUUCUCCAGAUAUAAGCCAAUAUUCUGAAGAUCGUUUCCUUAACUCACUGGAAGGAUACAUGAAGGAUUCAAGGGCUGCCUUAGAGUUGUACAGAGCUCUGCAGUUAAGUUUUCCAGAUGAAUCACUUCUGGAAAAACAAAAUUCAUGGACAAGCUAUUUACUGAAACAGGGAUUAUCAAAUGGUUUACUUUAUGGAGACAGACUUUGUAAAAAUAUUACCACAGAGGUGCAUGAGGCUCUCAAUUUUCCUGACCAUGCAGAUUUGCAACGCUUAGCUAUCAGAAGAAGAAUUGAACAUUAUGCUGCGGAUGAUCCAAGGAUUUUGAAAACCUCAUAUCGUAGCAAGGAUUUUCUCAAAUUGGCCGCAGAAGACUUCAACAUCUGCCAAUCAAUACAUCGUGAAGAACUUAAACAUAUCAUGAGGUGGGUUGUAGAGAGGAGAUUGGAUAAGCUAAAGUUUGCUAGGCAAAAGGAGGGCUACUGUUACUUCUCUGCUGCAGCAACUCUCUUUGCUCCUGAACUAUCUGAUGCCCGCAUGUCAUGGGCAAAAGAUGGUGUGCUUACUACUGUCGUUGAUGACUUCUUUGAUGUUGGUGCUUCUGAAGAAGAACUGUUAAACCUUAUUCAAUUGAUUGAGAAGUGGGAUGCCAAAGGCAGUGCUGACUUUUGUUCUGAGAAAGUGGAGAUACUAUAUUCGGCACUUCACACCACUAUUUGUGAGAUUGGGGAUAAAUCAGUCAGAUGGCAAGGACGCGAUGUGAGCAGUCAUGUUAUCAAGAUUUGGUUGGAUUUGCUCAAAUCCAUGUUGACUGAAGCACAAUGGUCAAGCAACAAAUCAGUGCCAACCCUUGAUGAAUACAUGACAAAUGGAUAUACAUCAUUUGCUUUAGGGCCUAUUGUCCUUCCAGCUCUCUAUUUUGUGGGGCCUAAGCUUUCCGAGGAGGUUGCUGAAAAUCCUGAAUUGCAUAAUCUAUUUAGGGUUAUGAGCACUUGCGGGCGCCUACUUAAUGACUGGAGAACCUUUAAGAGAGAAUCCGAAGAAGGGAAAUUGAAUGCUGUCUCAUUGUACAUGAUUCACAGUGGUGGUGCUGUAACUGAAGAAGAGGCCAUUGAACAUAUUAAAGGCUUAAUUGACAGUCAGAGAAGACAACUGCUUCAAUUAGUUUUGCAGGAAAAGGAUGGUAUAAUUCCUAGGCCCUGCAGGGAUUUGUUUUGGAAUAUGAUAAAAAUAUUGCACCUGUUCUACAUGAAGGAUGAUGGAUUCACUUCAAACGAGAUGAUAAAUGCUGCCAAGGCAAUUAUUAAUGAAUCCAUCUCUCUAGAUGAAUUAUGA